Girardinichthys multiradiatus is the source of this 10569-nucleotide messenger RNA. RefSeq names its product multiple EGF-like-domains 8 (gene megf8). The transcript is spliced from 44 exons. Gene Ontology annotation, molecular function: calcium ion binding; protein binding. Bases 389 to 9061 code for a protein of 2890 amino acids. Lineage: Eukaryota; Metazoa; Chordata; Actinopteri; Cyprinodontiformes; Goodeidae. The record is from RefSeq and is a predicted model, not a curated record.
UGUGUUGGCAACCUAUGGUUGCAGCCAGCCAGAAAAACCAAAACAACGACGUUGAGGUCUAUAACACGGAGCUGCAAAAGUAACUGCAGUUAAAACGUAUCGAGGGUUGAUGGUUGAGAUGUUCCAUCACCGGACGACAGGUUUUUCUUACAGAGUAGCAUCGAAGAUCAUAACAUCGUAAUUACUCCGAGGCAUGUUUUCUUAUGGUUCUCUGCGGGCACUGACGCAUCUGGAUUUAGCAGAGCUCCGUGUUGCAGCGUCUGUCCUCUGCAGCGAAUUACAUUUAACUGCGGCUAGCUAGUCGAGCUAGCGGUCAGAUUUCGGCAAAAGGAUAAGUCGACCCAUGCGGUUGCUUGCCCAACAAUACCCAUCGACAAUGUAAAUUAAUAUGCGAUCAAAGAGACGGGAAUUGGCAGUGCCAGAGAUGGCCUCCCCUCUCCCUGUCUCCGUUGUCAUAUUGGUGGUCCUCCUAUCAGCCGAGUCACCUGUGUGCCAGGCAGGGGACUGCAAGGGCCACAGACAGGUGCUGAGGGGACCUCCGGGUUAUGUCACAGAUGGACCCGGAAACUACUCUGUUAAUGGGAACUGCGAGUGGCUUAUCAAAGCUCCCACCAACAGCCAUCGAAUCGUGUUGAAUUUCACCUUUAUGGACACAGAGUGUACCUACGACUACCUGUUCGUGUAUGAUGGUGACUCGUACCAAAGCCCUCUUCUUGCCAGUCUGAGUGGCAACUCUUUGCCUGAACCCAUCGAAGCCAAGUCUGGCAAGAUGCUUAUUCAUCUAUUCAGUGAUGCAAAUUACAACCUCUUGGGCUUCAAUGCAACAUACACCUUCUCUGUAUGUCCUGGAGGAUGUGGAGGCCAUGGGCGCUGUGAUCCCUCUACAUCCAAGUGCCACUGUCAUCAGGGUUGGGGAGGAGCAUCUUGUACAACUGCUCUGUGUUCCCAGGCUUGUUCUUUGAAUGGACAAUGUGACAAGAAAGGGGAACGCUGUCGGUGUAACCCAGGCUUCCUUGGCCACAUCUGUCAACUUGGUCUCCGUGACGAUAACGGGGCAGGACAGUGGUGCCGUGUGAGUGAAGGAAACCCUAACGCACCUCCGAGGACGGGUUCUGCUGGCGUGUACCUCUCCUCAACUGGAGCCAUGUAUUUGUUUGGAGGAUUUGAUCUGAACAGAGCUCUUGGUGACUUGAUCAAGUAUAAUUUCACAUCCAGCCAAUGGGAAAGCAGGUCUUAUGGGCACUCGCCUGCGGCGCGUCACUCCCACACCGCUGUACAGUACAUGGGUAAUAUGGUUAUCUUUGGAGGAGAGCUAGCUAAUGGAUCCUUGGCCAGUGAUGUCUGGAUGUACAGGUCUGUCCAGGAUGACUGGCAACAGCUCAGCUUUUCCCACUCACGUGGUGCUCCUAAACUGGCCAAUCAUGCUGCAGCAGUGGUGGACAGCUAUCUCUAUAUUUUUGGAGGCCGCACCGAGGAGGAUAUGUUUUCCUCGACUCUGUAUCGCUUUGGCUUGCACGGUUCAGGACGAUGGGAAACAGUUCAGCCCACUGGUGGGAAACCACCAGCCUCAGCUGGCCACUCCAUGGUGUUCCACAGCCCAUCUAGGACCCUGUUGGUCUAUGGAGGUCACAGGCCUACUACUGCCAGGUUUAGUGUGCGGGUAAACAACACCGACGUAUUUCACGUAGACAGGCGUUUUUGGACAUCCUUUCGGUCCCGUUUUCCAACAACUGGGCCCAGAGAGAGAGCUUUUCACACCGCCACUGUCAUUGGAAACUACAUGGUGGUCUAUGGUGGAAAUGUACACAUUCAUUACCAGGAAGAGAAAUGCUAUGAUGAGGAAAUCUUUUUUUAUCAUUUGGGCUGCCACCAGUGGGUGUCUUCUGGGGAGAGAUGGUCAUCCAAUGGUGAAGCUGUGAGGGGGCGGUAUUCACAUGUUGCAGCAGUGAUGGAGGGACGUGUGCUGCUUGUUGCUGGCGGUUACAGUGGUGUUGCACGUAGAGAUCUUGUGGCUUACAAAGUACCAUUGUUUGUUAGCAGUGAUCAAGGCGACAGGGAUGCUGUUUGUGCUGAGGCGCUUGAUGAAAGUAUGUGCCUGAAGAACCCAGAAUGCAGCUGGUGUGAAGGCCGAUGUCGAGAGUACCAGCCCACCAACCCGUGUGGCAGCACUGGGUGCUUGGGCCUGGCUCGCUUCCUGUCAGACUGCCAGUCCUGCCUGGUGUUCAGCGGCACUCCGGCAACUCUUGCACGGGCCCCCGGUGAAUUUGGGUGGUGUGUUCAGAACGAGUCCUGCCUGCCAGUUUCAGAGCGAAGUGCGUGCCGUGUGGACCAGAUCUCAGGGGCGUACGGCUGGUGGGGGGAGCGUACCCGUUUCCUAACCUCCCUCCACUCCUGUCGCACCGAGAACUAUGUCCCGGGACUGCACCUGCUCACCUUCCAGCACCCCCGCAACGACUCCCAGCCUGACAAGGUAUCCAUCCUCCGCAGCACCAACAUUAUUCUUAGCCCCACCACAGAAAUGGAUGUGGCCCUACAGUUCAAGGGCUUCAUCCACCCCUUGUGGGGAGGGCCUCCACCUGCACCUCCUCCCACAGAGACCGUCUUCAUAUGGGCUCGGAUCCAGAGGCUCCACUUUGAAGCUCGAAUGGCUUCAGGACCCAACUCCACCCAAAUGGAGGUGGUGGGUCGCUGGGCGGCCCAACAGGAAAAGGAGCUGAAGCUGCUGGUCCGACCAGAUGGAAGUCGACUCUUUUCCAACCUGACCAGGGGGAACCAUUACCUUGUUCAAGCUGAAGGCUACCUUAACAACUCGGGCUCAGGACAAACAAGUGAAAUGGCCCUGAUCUGGAACAGAACAUUGCCUGGAGGGAGUGAGAUCUCUUUCCUGUUCCUGGAGCCCUACCGCUCGGGUUCCUGCUCAAGUUACAUGUCUUGUCUGGCAUGCCUGUCUGACCAGUCGUGUGGCUGGUGUCCAUCUCUGUCCCGCUGCCUGUUGCGAGACGGCCCAGGCCUGGAAAACUGUCCUGAGACAGAAGUGGUUGAAUCCAAAGGAGACGGUCAGCGCCAUCUGCUGUUGGCACCACAGCACUGUACUCUGUGUGAGGAGUACAGAGAUUGCUCUGCAUGUACUCAGGACCCUUAUUGUGAGUGGCAGAUAAACUCCAGCAAGAAAGGUGACUUUCAGUGCAGUCGCCGGGGAAGAUUGGAAGGAUCCAUCCGUGACCCGAAGGGGUGUCCUAAAGUCUGCAACCAGAGGAGGACAUGCAGUGAGUGCCUCUCCAACUCCAGUCAGUGUGCAUGGUGUGAAUCUGCCCAGGCCUGCUUCUAUUUUGCUGCUUAUCUCACAAAGUAUCCCUACGGAGAGUGCAGGGACUGGUAUGACAGUGUCCAUUCAGUUCCUCAGUGUAAGCAAUGUUCAGCUUUGAACACAUGUACAGAUUGCCUGAGAACAUUUCAGUGUGGCUGGUGUGGUGAUUACAACAAUCCCACAAUUGGAAAGUGUUUGAGGGGAGACUGGGCAGGAAUAGAUGAUCCGUCUGUAUAUAACUGCAGUGUUGCUGUGGCUGAAGCUCGGGCUGCAAAUCCUGAACCUCAAACCUCAGCCCCACCCAGACCUUUGGAAAUGGAAUUGGACUUGGAGAUCUUCGACGACGAGGAGAAAGAUGCAGUCUGGUCUUACCCCACAUGUCCUGACGUGGAGGAAUGCAGGCUAGGCCUCCACAACUGUCACCCUUUCGCCACUUGUAUCAACACUCCCACCUCAUAUGAGUGCCACUGUGAGAGAGGAUACACAGGCGAUGGAACGCUGCACUGCAACCAGACUUGUUAUAACGAAUGCCGUGAGGGCCAGUGUAGCGGCAGCCCGCGGUUUGAGUGUGAAUGUUCCCUGGGCUGGACAUCCGACCCCGCCACUCUGGUUCUGAGUGGUGUUGAAUGUGACGUAGACUGUGGCUGCAACUUCCACUCCACCUGUAUCACUGCCCCUGGGAUCUGUGAUGAAUGCCAGGAUUGGACUACAGGACCUCACUGUGAACACUGCCGUCCAGGUAGCUUCGGUUCCGCCCUGGCUGGAGGUGGCGGCUGUAUCCCUUGUGAGUGUAAUGGGCAUGGUGACCCGCUCCAAGGUUACUGUCACAACCAAACAGGCCAGUGCUACUGCACUCACAACACACAGGGACCACACUGUGAGUCCUGCCUUCCUGGUUACUAUGGAGACCCUAGAAACAACGGCACAUGUUACCGCCAGUGCCAAGGCCGCUCCGUCCUGCUCUCCUCCACCUCCUCCUCAACCAUGCCCUUGUCAUCUUCUUUGGGAUGGAGGAGUGGCACAGAGGGGAAAGGAGGACUUUCUCACUGUCUUUGGGUCUUGUCUGUCACUGAGAAGCUUGGACCUUGCAAGCCCAAACAGCUCUGCCCCACUGUUGCUCUCACAUUACACCCAGACUCCCACACUUACUGUAAAAGCUCUUAUGUUUACGUGUUUGAUGGCCUUCCUCGUUUCCUGGCCAGUGGAGUCGUACAUUCUGAUCACAACCUUAUUGGAGCGUUUUGUGGCACAACAAGGACUCAGCCAAUCACGGUUGAGGCCACUUCAGGUGUGAUCUCAGUCUACUUUGAAGCUAACGUCUCUUCAAAUAAACCGCAAGGCUUUAAUGCGUCUUUCUGGGUGCGUCGGUGUCAGCAGAGCUCUGAUGAGGAUGAAGAGGGGUCAGCUGUUUGUGCAGGUGGAGCCCAGUGUCAGAGUGGCCUCUGCCAGUGUCCUCAGGGAUAUGGGGGAGCGUACUGUGACCGACCCAUGUGCCCCCAGGAUUGUGGAGCAGCAGAAGGAAGAGGAGUUUGUAAUAUUUCCCUGGGAGUUUGUGUGUGUUCUGAAAGCUGGGCCGGCUCAGACUGCUCAGUUCUUUGGGACCCCAACAGCUUGAUUUGGGAGACUCUGUUGGACACACAACUGACAAUGAAACAGGCUCAUAGGUUCCUCCACAGGAUGGGGCACACUCUGGUGUCUGGACCUCAGGGCAACCUUUGGAUGUAUGCAGGCCUUUCUUUGUCAGAUGGCAUUCUUGGAAAUGUGUACAGAUAUUCUGUGUUGGAGCGUCGUUGGACCCAAAUGUUGACAAGUUCUGCAGAUGAAGGGGCAUCUCCCAGCGCUCGUUAUCACCACUCCGCUGCAGUGCUAAACACAUAUGAGCUGGAAUCUGGAAGCCACGACGGUGGUCACAGCUUUAUGUUAGUGGUAGGCGGUAUCACUCAAAAUGGUGUUGCCAUGGAUACCUGGAGUCUCAAUCUCAGCAGCUUGGUCUGGAGAGAACACAAGAGCACAGUGCUGCCCCCGGUGGCCGGACACACUUUAACCGUACGCCGGGACUCCUCAGUGCUACUGAUUGGAGGUUACUCCCCGGAAAACGGCUUCAACCAUCAUCUGUUGGAGUUCACACCUCAUUCAGGGAACUGGACAAUUAUCCCCCAAACGGGAACACCACCUACAGGAUUAUAUGGCCACUCAGCAGUAUACCAUGAACAGACUGAUGCCAUCUAUGUGUUUGGAGGCUAUCGCUUUCAUGUGGAGACAGUGGAGCCAUCGGGUGAGCUUUAUGGCCUGUAUUACCCCAACCUUACCUGGUCUCUCCUGGUUCCCUCACAGGGUAAAAAGCCCCUGUCCCGUUUCUUUCACGCUGCUGCUCUGAUCAAAGACACCAUGGUCAUUGUGGGUGGUAGGACAGAAGCAGAAGACUACAGUAAUUCUGUGUCUCUGUACCAGAUCAACUGCAACACCUGGAUACAGCCUGAUUCAGCCAUAGGAGAUCCAGUCAAUCGCUCAGUGUCUCUUGCGAUGACAAGCUGGGGUGGUCGCCUUUUCCUGUCAGGUGGCUUUAAUGGCGUCACACUGGGUAGACUUCUAACUCUGACUGUGCCCUCUGACCCUUGUGCCCUCCUGCCCACACCAGAGGCCUGCAACACCACCACAGGUAGCUGUGUGUGGUGUAGGGGUACCUGUGCUUCUUCUGAUUCUGCAGAGAGAGUGGGCUGCCUCUUGGGUCAUUCCACUUGCUCUCCGACUCCUCUUCAACCAGAUCAGUGCCGCAGACUUAAGACCUGCAGCGAAUGCCUUGCUCGGCACCCUAAAACCUUCUCCAGUCCAUCUCAGCCUGCUUUACAGUGCAAGUGGUGCACAAACUGUCCAGAAGGGGCUUGUAUCAGUAGCUCUGUUAGUUGUUUAUCAGAACAUGACUGUCGGAUCAACCAGAGAGAGAUUUUCCUGUCCAGCAACUGCACUGAGACCAGCUGCGAGGCUUCAGACUGCCCCAAGUGUACUGCUUCUGGAAAAUGCAUGUGGACUCGCCAGUUCAAACGUACAGGUGAAACACGGAGAAUCCUAAGUGUGAACCCCACUUAUGACUGGACGUGUUUUAGCUACGCGCUGCUCAACGUCUCACCCAUGCAGGUGGAGUCAUCUCCCCCUCUCCCGUGUCCUCCUCCAUGUCACACUCUGCACAACUGCAGCCUGUGUCUGGGCUCCCGAGGCUCAGAUGGAGGCUGGCAGCACUGUGUGUGGAGUUUGGCUCUGCAGCAGUGCAUGAGUCCAUCUUUUGUGCCCCUUUGUUGUGAAGCGGGCCAGUGUGGCCGGCUUCUCUCUGGAGGAGACUCCUGCUCUCCAAAUUGCUCCCAGCUCACCCAAUGCUCCCAGUGCAUUGCGAGGCCUCAGUGUGGCUGGUGUGCUACUGGGGGAGGCAAUGGAGCUGGGCGAUGCUUACAAGGGGGAGUUGAUGGCGUGAGUGAAGGUGUUUGUCCUGUGAGAAACAGUAGCUGGUCUUUCCUGCAUUGUCCAGAGGAGGAUGAGUGUGCCAACGGUCAUCACCAUUGCAACAGCACUCAGGAUUGCCACGACUUACCUGAGGGGUACCACUGCACAUGCAAGCAGGGUUACAUACUUAACAGUAUUUCUGGUCAGUGUGAGCCAGUGUGUGCACAAGGCUGCGUUAACGGGACAUGCAUGUCCCCAGGAGUUUGCCAGUGUCACUUUGGCUUUGUUGGGGACAACUGUUCCUCUGAGUGCAAAUGCAACAAACACAGCAACUGCGCCAGCAUUGACAAACCUGAUCUUUGUCUGGAGUGCCGCAAUAACACCAAAGGUAAACACUGUGAGAAGUGCAAGCCUUUGUUUGUGGGCUCUGCAAUAGAUGGGGGCACCUGUCGUCCGUGUCGGGACUUCUGCAGGGGAAACGGCAUGGUGUGUCUGUCCCGCGAUGAAUAUAAUAAGGCCAUUGAGAACCCUCAUCUCUUUCCUGUAGACUCCAUAGUUAUUCAGGCCUGGGUGUCUGAAGGUCCUACAGAAAAUACUGCGGUGUGUGUCAAUUGCCAAAACAACAGUGUUGGGGACAAGUGUGAGGGCUGCCGUCGUGGCUAUUUCUUACUGAAUGGGAAGUGUGAAAAAUGUCAGUGUAAUGGCCACGCAGACACAUGUGAGCCUGAUGGUAGCGGUUGCCCCUGCCAAAACAACACAGAGACCUCGUCCUGUCUCAGCAGUUCUCAAAAUGAUCGAAAAGACUGCUACAGGCAACAAUGUGCCAAAUGCAAAGACUCCUUCAAUGGCAACCCAGUGAACGGGCGUCAGUGCUACCGUCAGUUUAAUGUGGAUUCAGAGUUCUGCUUUGAUCCCACGUCCCAAACAAACUGCUUCCACGAUCCCACUAUUCGCAACCUGCCCAAGGGUCGCACCGUGUUCUUUGCUGCUCAGCCAAAGUUUACGAAUGUGGACAUCCGGGUCACCAUUGAUGUUACCUUUGGAGAAGUGGAGGUUUACGUCUCCAACUCGCAUGACACCUUUAUUGUGGAUGUGGACCGCUACACGGGGAUUCAUACUAUUAAGAUAGAGGACGAAUCAGUGAGUCGUGGGACAGCUACAGGAUCAGAUAAGGUUUCUCCUCCGUCUCCUAUAAAGAUGUUUGCCAACGCCUCGGCCAACCUGGGAGGUCCCGUGCUCUCCCACAAUCCCCUGCAGCUGCAAGCCAAACUCACGGGGGGAGAGAGAGAAAUCAGAGACGAGCGCGCUGAGGGACUCAUCUCCUACAUAACUGUGUGGAAGCCACAGACCGUGCUGAUUGUCCGAGGAGUUCGGGACCGCGUGGUCAUCACCUUCCCGCAUGAGGUGCACUCCCUGAAAUCCAGCCGCUUUUAUAUCGCUCUCAGAGGUGUGGGAACUGAUGAAAGACAGAGCGAGUCCCAGGGCCUGCUAUUUGUGCGACAGGACCAAGCCCACAUAGACCUCUUUGUCUUCUUCUCUGUUUUCUUCUCCUGCUUUUUCCUUUUCCUGUCUGUUUGUGUACUUCUGUGGAAGGUCAAGCAGUUCCUGGAUUUCCGUCGGGAGCAGCGGCGCCACAUUCAGGAGAUGACCAAAAUGGCAUCCAGACCGUUUGCUAAACUCACCAUAUACCUAGAACCGGAGGAGCCUCAGCUCAUCUAUCUACCUUCGGCUGGUGGUGGGGUGGGGGGUGGCACUGUAUCGGUUGCUCAUGCACGCACAGGCAAGUUAAGCGGAGUGGUGGUGGGCCAGAGGGGCAGAGGAGGACCUGUCUAUAAACACGACCCAGGCUCUGGACCCACAGCCCACCACCACCACCAUCAUCACCACCUCACCUUGAGUGGGGGAGGCAGCAACGGACAGCAUCUACCACUGCACUACUUAAACACCCAUCAUUAUGCCAGCACCACAGCAGGCACCCAGUCCUCUCAUCAUCACCAUCCAUCCACAUACUCUGGCUACCAGCAGUUUUGCCGCUCCGACCCUUUCCUCUCACAGCUCAUGGGCUUCUCCUACUCCUCCUUCAAAGUGGGGCCCAUCACCCUGGAGCCCACAGAGGACGGCAUGGCCGGGGUGGCCACCGUCCUGUUCCAGCUGCCUGGCGGUGUCUUGGCACCAAAUCGUGCCUGUUUGGGCUCUGCACUGGUUACCCUCCGCCAGAAUCUGCAGGAAUACUGCGGCCAUGGCAGUGGAAGCGGGCAUCCAGGGGCAGGUGCGGGACGCAAGGGUCUGCAUCAGCAUCUCACCACAAUGGCUAUGUAAGAACCCGAUCAACAGAUUAGAAUAAUGAAAUAAAGAGAUGUGGAAAGCCUGGAAAGAGUUUGGAAUAUUAUACGUUAAUUUUUAGCAAGAAUCUUAGCUGAAAGGCAAAGUCCAAAAAAAAGUUACUGUACAUCCAGUGAAAUUAGCUUUUGGAACAGAAAUGUACAUACACUGUAAAAUGAAAUAAGUGUCUUAUAUUGUAUGAUGUAUUGCUCUAUGAUAUUUCAGCGCUUCACAUGACCAUGUCAGCUGUAUCUGCAAUGCACUACAACUUCUACUUUACAAAAUAAUAUUUGUGUAUGCUAUCCUUAACAAGGUAGAACCACACUCGAGGUGGACUCUGGUUAAAAGUUAUUCGCCAGAAAACGGUUUAAAAGGAAAUUUAGAAAUAAAUGUACGCUUUGGAACCGACUUGUGAAAUACAUAGAAAAGGUGACAAUCACACAGUGUUAAAUUUUACUGCAAGAAUAAACUACAAUUUGUACAACAUAAUGUGCAUAAUGCUAAUAGUGAGCUCAGUGUAGACACAGUAUUACUUGUGAGAUGGAUAUCAAUCAAUAUUAGUGAUUUCUAACUAUAACUCAGUAUGUGGAAGGCUUCAAAGCCACUUGUUUCUGUUAAGAAUAACUCUUGGGUAUGUUUUUGCAUAUUCUCCCUCCCUUUUCUGUUACUUUAUUAGUCUUAUCUGCCUUCACUUUCUGCCUUUUCUGUGAGUCAGCUGGCUUACACUUGAAACCUUUCUGGUAAAUGUGUCUGGUGCAGCUGCUGGAGAAGGUUCAACAAUGUUCUACAUUUUGUGUCUUGUUUUGUUCUUUUAAAGAAAUGACAAAAGAUAAGGUUUUUGACAUUGGCAUCCUUGCCUUGGCUCUAAAAUUAUUUAUCAAACACUACAGGACUAGUCCAUAAUAGAUGGCAAACACUUGUUUUUGAAAGCUUUGUUUUGUUUUCUAGAUUUCAGUGACUAAAACCUAUGACUGCUAAGACAAAAUGAUUGGAAUUGCUAAGUAUAACUAGGGUUUAAAAUGUCUCUGUAAACAAGUUGUGAGAGCUUUGAGAAGGUCUGAGUGCAUUUUGAGACUGAAUCACUUAACUGUAUUGUUUUGGUGUUUAUUUGCGUUCCUUUCUGUUGUUCUCUUUGCAUUGCAUGGAGCCAGUGGCCUCGUGACCAACAUGACCCCAUUCUCCGGUAGCACGCAUUGUAAAGAAAUGAACUGACAGUGAUGCUGCCGGAUUCUUUUCAGAUCAAAUGAAAAGUGUUUUCUUUCAUCAAUUGCAAAAUAGUGAACUAAAUCUAAACCUGAGACUGUCGUUAUUUAAAGGAGCCCGUUGAAAAUAAGCAGUCGGUUUGUAUCGUGCAUGAAUUGAUUUUUUUUUUACAUGCUUCAUUUUUGUACAUAAUUUCUCCUGUGUCUGUUGUUUUGUUUUCAAAGAAAGGGAACAGUAUUGUGUAACAAGACAGUAAAGGUUCAGUGUCCUGAUUCAGCUGAAAUAAAGUCUGUCUAACGUUU